Molecule: messenger RNA, 969 nt
Organism: Camelina sativa (false flax)
Lineage: Eukaryota; Viridiplantae; Streptophyta; Magnoliopsida; Brassicales; Brassicaceae
Source: RefSeq, a predicted model, not a curated record
AUGACUACCUCUCCAUCGACAGGUGAAGUCAUCACAAACGGAACCACUCCGCUCUUCAUUGUCAACACUGGCAAUGUCACCAAACUCACCGAUACCAACUACUUAAUGUGGAGUCUUCAGAUCCACGCUUUGGUUGAUGGUUAUGAACUUGCUGGAUACCUUGACGGAUCCACCAUUGCCCCUCCUCCUACGGUCACCACUGGAACCAUCUCUAUCCCCAAUCCAUAUUUCGUCAUCUGGAAACGUCAAGAUCGCCUCUUGUUUAGCUCCUUGCUUGGAGCUAUGUCUCCAUCUGUUCAACCUCUGGUCUCGCGCGCCACCACGACUGCUGAAGUAUGGGAAACCCUUGCUUCUACCUUUGCCAAACCAAGUCGUGGACAUGUUCAAGGCAUCCGCACUCAACUCAAGGUAUGGACUAAGGGAAAUAAAACCAUUGAUGAAUAUGUUCGUGGCCUUGUUAUACGUUUUGAUGAAUUAGCUGCACUUGGUAAACCUAUGGAUCAUGAGGAUCAAAUUGAGAAGAUUCUUGAAGGUCUUCUAGAAGACUUCAAACCGGUUGUCGACCAGAUCGAGGGCAAGGGCUCUCCACCAACCAUCGCUGAUGUUCAUGAGCGCUUGCGUAAUCGUGAAGCAAGGCUCCUUGCCGUUGCUGCUGCCACUCCAGCUCCAUUUUCCAUCUCUGCUAAUAUGGGACACAGCGCUCGGCGCUGUCAUCAACUUCUCUCCAUGCAGUCUGCUACCUCUAGCAACUCCAGUCCGUUUACGCCGUGGCAACCCCGUGCCAAUGUCGCCGCUGUUCUCGACUCUGGAGCAACACAUCAUAUCACUUCCGACCUCAAAAAUCUCUCCUUGCACCAACCCUACAAUGGUGGUGACGAUCUGACCAUUGCUGAUGGCUCUACCAUGCCUAUUACACAUACUGGUGAAGGAUCUGACUACGGGGGUCCCAUUACUCCAAGGCAAAACUGA